AUGUCCGCGACGCGCCUCCGGCGCCAGACGCGGCCGACGCCGUCGCUCCGCGACUUCGCGCUCGCCUUCGACGAGAUCAAGGGCAUCGUCAACGCCGGGCCCGUCAAGUCGCUCGCCUUCAAGCGCCUCGCCGUCCUCGAGCAGCGCUUCAACCUCCACGUGCUCCUCAACGGCUGGCGCGAGCUCAGCUCCCAGAAGUCCGUGCCCCACCGCGACUUCUACAACGUCCGCAAGGUCGACACGCACGUGCACCACGGUGUCCACCACAGCGCGUGCAUGAACCAGAAGCACUUGUUGCGCUUCAUCAAGAGCAAGCUGCGCAAGCACGGCAACGAGAUCGUCACGAACCGCGACGGCCACCUCCUCACGCUCGCGGACGUCUUCAAGUCGCUCAAGCUCACGGCCUACGACCUCUCCAUCGACACGCUGGACAUGCACGCGCACGACACGUUCCACCGCUUCGACCGCUUCAACCUCAAGUACAACCCCGCGGGCCAGAGCCGGCUCCGGGAGAUCUUCCUCAAGACGGACAACCACGUCCGCGGCCGCUACCUCGCGGAGCUCACGAAGGAGGUCAUCAACGAUUUGGAGGCGUCCAAGUACCAGCUCGCCGAGUGGCGCGUGUCCGUCUACGGCCGCAAGCGCAGCGAGUGGGCCAAGCUCGCGGACUGGUUCUACGACAACCGCCUCUCGAGCCCGAACGUGCGCUGGAUGAUCCAGGUGCCGCGGCUCUACGCGGUCUACCGCGCGUCGGGCCUCGUCGAAACGUUCGACGAGGUGCUGGCGAACAUCUUCGCGCCGCUCUUCGAGAACACGCUGGACCCGUCGUCGAACCCGAAGCUCCACGCCUUCCUCGAGGCCAUCGUCGGCUUCGACUCCGUCGACGACGAGUCGAAGCCCGACGGCAUGCCCCUCGACCCGAACCGCCUCGUGGCGCCCGGGGACUGGAACUCGACGGACGAGCCGGCCUACGGGUACUGGAUGUACCACCUCUACGCGAACCUGCGGAGCCUGAACGGCCUGCGGCGCGCGCGGGGGCUGUCGACCUUCGAGUUCCGGCCGCACUGCGGCGAGGCCGGCGACGUCGACCACCUCGUCGCCGCGUUCCUGCUGACGACGAAGAUCAACCACGGCGUCCAGCUCCGCCGGUCGCCGGCGCUCCAGUACCUCUACUACCUCGCCCAGCUCGGCGUCGCCAUGUCGCCCCUGUCGAACAACCGGCUCUUCCUCGACUUUGCGAAGUCGCCGUUCCCAAAGUACUUCAAGCGCGGCCUCAACAUCAGCCUCUCGACCGACGACCCGCUCAUGCUCCACUUCACCAAGGACCCGCUGGUCGAGGAGUACUCCGUCGCGGCCCAGGUCUGGAAGCUGUCGUCGACGGACAUCUGCGAGAUCGCGCGGACGUCCGUGCUCCAGUCCGGCGUCGAGGACCGCUUCAAGCGCCACUUCCUCGGCGACCACUACGACGCGCCGGGCGCCGCGGGCAACGACAUCCGCAUGACCAACGUGCCCGACAUCCGCGUCAUGUACCGCCACGAGACGCUCACGAACGAGCUCGCCUACGUCGCCAAGCUCUCGAGCCGCGCGGUCCCGCCCCCGCCGAAGUAG
Molecule: messenger RNA, 1608 nt
Organism: Aureococcus anophagefferens
Lineage: Eukaryota; Pelagophyceae; Pelagomonadales; Pelagomonadaceae
Exons: 2
Coding region: 1-1608 (535 amino acids)
Biological process (GO): IMP salvage; AMP metabolic process
Cellular component (GO): cytosol
Molecular function (GO): AMP deaminase activity
Source: RefSeq, a predicted model, not a curated record